Molecule: messenger RNA, 429 nt
Organism: Chaetomium strumarium
Lineage: Eukaryota; Fungi; Ascomycota; Sordariomycetes; Sordariales; Chaetomiaceae
Product: transcriptional activator of glycolytic enzymes-domain-containing protein
Exons: 1
Coding region: 1-429 (142 amino acids)
Biological process (GO): positive regulation of ribosomal protein gene transcription by RNA polymerase II
Molecular function (GO): DNA-binding transcription factor activity, RNA polymerase II-specific; RNA polymerase II cis-regulatory region sequence-specific DNA binding
Source: RefSeq, a predicted model, not a curated record
AUGCCAGAUGUUAAGCUUGAGCCGGUAUUAGAGGACAACAACGUCGACUUCCGUAUCCCUGGCGCCGAAGAGACCCCACCCGAAUACCGGAUGAGCCGGGCCAUCAAAACUAUUGAAGCCCUCUGGCAGGAAUGGAUGACCGGCUUGCCAGGGCAACCAGCUGUCUCGACACUUGAUACGCGAUGGGGAAGCCAGUGGCGGGCCGGCCGGCGAUCGGAGGUCCAGUGGUACUCCCUGCGCCUCGAGGUCAUCCGGGAGAUCCGUCGUAUAAGCAAGGCCCGGCGCAUCGCCGAGAUCUCGGCGAUGCACGCCGUGGCGGCGGACCACCGGCAGUCGAGCCGGUCGUUGGAUGCCUUCUGUAAGCAGCUCCGGGCAAGCCGCAAGCUCCGCGAAGCCGGCCAACGGGCGCCGGGGAGGGCAAGAAAGUAG